Messenger RNA from Nerophis ophidion (straightnose pipefish), 1187 nucleotides. It is a transcript of the gene ino80c, whose product is annotated as INO80 complex subunit C. Gene Ontology annotation, cellular component: Ino80 complex. Bases 133 to 741 code for a protein of 202 amino acids. Gene Ontology annotation, biological process: chromatin remodeling. The record is from RefSeq and is a predicted model, not a curated record. The transcript is spliced from 5 exons. Lineage: Eukaryota; Metazoa; Chordata; Actinopteri; Syngnathiformes; Syngnathidae.
UCAACAUCCGGUUGAAGGAACAUUUAUAUUCCGGCUGUUGAGAGCAGCUAUCCAAAUGCUAACGUGAGGUGAAAAUAAACUUGACAUUUUAUCAAACUUUACUUUCUUUGCUGUGUUGCACCGCCGCGACACAUGGCAGUGCAACUUCCCAUAACUAUCAAGAGCCAGUCGGUGGCCGCAAAUUCUGCUUGUAUACGUGGAAAGAAACGUCCCAAUAGUCCGGCGGUGUCGACUGCUGCUCAGCCUUUUAGCGGCAGCAACAAGAAGAAGAAACCCCAACUAAUGUCGACGGCUGCUACACUGAGUCAGAUGUCAGCAGUAGAAGCAAUGUGUGAUAUGAAGUCAAGUGGAUCAAUGGACAACACUACAACUACCACUGCAGAAUCUACUCAAGCCAGGCCACCGCACUUUAAAGACCCUACCUUCAUGCAUUCUGGGAUUGGUGGAGCUGCAGCAGGCAAAAAGAACAGAACCUGGAAGAAUCUUAAGCAAAUUCUGGCUUUGGAACGAACGCUACCCUGGAAACUGAACGACCCUAACUACUUCAACAUCGACGCUCCUCCCUCGUUGAAACCAGCCAAAAAAUACUCCGACAUCUCGGGAUUACCUGCCAACUACACAGACCCCCAGACUAAACUGCGCUUCACAUCCUCAGAGGAGUUCUCCUACAUCCGCCUCCUCCCCACUGAUGUGGUGACCGGCUACCUUGCCCUGCGGAAGGCCACCUGCAUCGUACCUUGACAGACAUCCGACUUUGUGAAGCAUAAUUACUGUAAGACUCACCUCAAAGGUGGCUAGAAGACAACUGAUGAUUUCGAAUUAGCAAUUUUUUCUGGCAAAAGAAAGCUAAUCUUUGUUGCGAGGAUGCAGGGUGCCCCCUUGUGGUUGUCAGUUUAAAGUACAGGCUACGUUUUCUAUGAAAAUAAAUAGCUCACUUUUAUGCAUGCAAUGCAAAAAAAGCCUCUCCCCUCCAUAAUCUAGGAACCACUUGGCUGUAUAGUUCUAAAAACUAGUUCCACAUUUUUUUGAUAUUAAGUCUGUAUUGUAUGUCUCUUUUUUACUCCAGCGAGAGAUUCUCAUUCAUCACAAUUAUUUCCUAUUGUUUCCAUACUUUAUUUUCCAAUCUUGGCAAAUGAGGCCAUAUUAUAAACUCUUGAUUUGUUUAAUAAUAAUAUCAGCCUCAAACA